ACACCGCUAUUUCCUGCACUAAGCCAGGAAGACUUCGGGCUGAAAUGGCCGAAUAACAAUUCAAAUGGCUUUAACAGACGCGUUUUAAAACCUAGUCAAUUCUUCACCGUCUGGUUUUUUUCUAGUAUGCUUUGUUCUUUUUUCUUAUCGUGCAUUCUCCAAUGUGCUUGCUGCCUCAAACCUUGAUGCGCCGCGUUGUUUUUCUUGCACCGAAAUCUAACGGGGUUUUAUCUGGCUGCACUAAGCUGCUGCUGAUAUGCCAUAGGUAACAACUCCCAAGAGAGGAGUGCUGGGAAAGGGAACAGUGGUUCAUGGAAGACCUCAAAAGUACAAGAGAAGAACAAAGUCGUCAGGAGGUUUCUCACACGGACACUGAACAGACAUUUAAAGAACUGACUUCUCCUCCACUGGCCCAGUCCCCUACCCCCCUCAACUGUGUAUCUCAACGCUCCAGUUCCUCUUCAGCCUCGGCCCCUUGUCCUGGUCCUGGGGGUCCUGCAGCACCCCUUGCGGGUGGGAACAAUGCAAAGCGGAACACUGUGGCCAACGGACAGCCCCCCUCCGGAGCAUCUGCACGGUUCAUGCCACGUGAAGUGCCCCCUCGCUUCCGUAACCAGCAGGAGCCCAAAGUUUUGCUGAAGAGGGGUCAGCCACUAGUGGGUGGGGCCACAGGGGAUGCUUCGUCACCCGUCCAGACGGGGGAGCUAUUAAAUGCAAAUACAGUGCACUGCUCAGAUCCUGACGUAGAUCCUGCUUCUCCUCUCUCGUCUCUGUCCUCUGCCACUUCGACUUAUGCAAAUUCCACAUGGGGGCCGGGCUCAGGAGCCCUGCCCCUCUCUCAGGGAAUGGAUAAGGCUGUAGUAGUGGACGGCUCUGAUUUGGAGGCGUGGCCCAAGAUUUCAGAAGGCAGGAGACAGGAAGAGCCUUUAGCCCAGAGCAGCAGUGCCUCGUGGGGUCAGGGCAUGCAAGACAGCGAACUAGGGAUUAGUGACUUGGGUGGGUCUUUUACCCCUGGUGAAUAUGCAACAGGCAGCAGGAUGUGGGGGCCAUCUUCUGAGGCUGAUGCAGUAGAUCGGUCCUUCAGUUCUGAAGUGCUGUCCCCUGCUGGAGUGGAGGAGGAACCACAAGGUUCCAGCAGUGAUUUGAGUCCAGGAUGCAGCCCUGCAGACUGGCUUGACAGCAAAGAUGUCAUGACAGCUGACUCAAAGUCAGUCCAUACUGCCUCCCACACUUCCUUAAGUCCAGGCAGUGUGCAGCAGCAAACCCAGGCCCAGGACAGAGUUGGAUGUGGAGACAACAGGCUGGAACAAGAGGCAGGACCAAAACAAGCAAAUGUUGCUGAAGAUUCUGAGGAUGUGGACUGCAUAGGGACAAAUGAGGUGUUACAGCUUCCUGCUUCCAAGGAAUCAAAUCCAGCAGCCUCAAGGACUGAUGGGUGGGGCAGUGUGGCAGAUGCAGAGGGGAAGAGUGGAGGCAUGUGGAGUGCAUCUGGAGAGAGCCGGGAGGGUUGGGGAAGUGGAGGUAAUGGUAAAGAUGGAGGCAUCUGUGGGGUAUCUCAGGGAGCAUGGGGUGAUGAGGCAGGUGAACUAAACAAGCAGGCAGCUACAGCUUGGCCAGCAGGAGGCACCAGCGGGAGCGCAAAAGAAAGCUUUGCAGGUAGUUUACAAGACUCUCAAAUGCUUGCAACCAACACAAUGGCAUUGGAUAAUCAGAAAGUAGGGGCGGACGAAUGGGAGGGUUCUGAGUGCGAUUCUGCCGGUCAUGAAAGCAGCGAGGAUGCACAGAAGCAGCACAGCUCAGACCUCUCCAGAGCACGAGCCACCCACACUGAAGUGGCCUUACAGAGCAUGCUUAAUCGGAGUGAUCUGGAUCCCAGGGUGCUUUGCAACAGCGGCUGGGGACAAACCCAGAUCAAGCAGAGCGUAGCCUGGGAUCUAGAGGCGGACAGUGGGUCAGGCUGGACUGAGCGUGCUAAUGCUAACGCUAACACAAACAGCUCUAACCUGCUUCAGAGGUCUGGGCCCUCGGAGGGUAACCAGGUGAGGGGGGGUAGAAGCCAGGGAUGGGGAGGUGAAGGGAGUGGAUGGGGGGAACCAAGAGAGGAAAGAUGGGUUGAAAAAGACGGAGAGUGGCGCAGUCGUCCAGAACAGGGUACUUUAUCCAGCAGAUGGGGCGAAGCUGUGGAAGACGAACGAGUGGGGAGGUGGGGUGAGAACAGGAGGGAGAGAGGGGGGUGGGAGCAGGGGAGUGGAAGUGGAGGAGAUUGGGGACAGGGGGACAACGAGUGGGGUGUGGAAAGGGGGGUUAAGCAAGGCAGUCAGGAUGAGGGGUCCUGGGGCAGUUCUGAGGAAGAAAGGCGGAGAGGGUGGGGAGUGAAGGAAGUGGACACUGGAGUUAGACAAAACCAAGCCUGGGGGGGGACACAAAUACCAAACAACCAAACAGCACUGAAAGGCCCAAAUCAGCAGCAGCCACAACAAUCCCAGUCCCAGACUGCACAAUCGAGAGGCCAGCAGGACUCCAGGGCUCGACCCGCAGGGCCUCAGCCUCAGACCCAGAACCAAAGCCCAGGAUGGACAUCCGGCCCCAUCCCUCAAGUGUCUGCUGCAGUGGAGCCUAGUGGCUGGGAGGAGCCUUCGCCCCAGUCUAUCAGCAGGAAGAUGGAAAUAGAUGAUGGCACGGCAGCCUGGGGCGACCCAUCCCACUAUGACAGCAAGAGUGUCAACAUGUGGGACAAGAGCGGCACCCCACAGCAGAGGGGUCAGCCCACCAGGCCAGCUGCCACCACACCAGCCAGCAGAGACAAAAAUACAGCAUGGGAUUGUGGAGGUCCUCCAGAGCAGGGUGUGGACAACGGCACAGCAGGCUGGGGGAAGACAUUUGAGGCCCCAUCAGGCUGGAGGGAUUCAGAGGAUUCUGGAAAAGGGGCAGGAUGGGGCAGCUCCCAUUCUAAUCCAGUCAAGCCUGGUCCAAAGUCUGUGCAAGAUAGCUGGGGUGAUGAAGGCUCAAAUAGCUCACGCCAUGGCAGCUGGGAGGAGGAUGACAGUGGUCCUGGCAUGUGGGGCAGCAGAGGGUCCCAGGGCGGUUCCUCCUUUACUACUGGAGGCUGGGGCCAAGGCCAGGGGGGCAAGAGAACUGGUGGGAAGGGUCCUCUGAAAGGGAAUAGCGGGGAUUCCUGGACGGGCCCUAUGACUAGGCAGUUUUCGAACAUGGGGAUUGCGGAUGAUGAGGCUGGCAGUGCCCCAGACAGGCCCAGAAGAGGGAUGAAUGACUUUAAUGGCGAGAUGAGGAAGGGAGGAAGAGGAGCGGGGUUCCGCUCACAGAGCUCCAAAGACAUGGGCCCUGGGGAGACGGGGCCCUAUUUUGAUAAGAUGGGAGGUCACGGUGUAUUUGGUGCUGGUGGUGGAAUUGCUCAGUUAAGAGGAAUGCAGCCUGGUGUUCACCCCAUGAAUCCCUCUCCUGGAAUUCGAGCACAAGUGCCUCAUCAGUUCCUGCCGCCUCAGGUUUCAGGAUCCAUGCUGAAGCCGAUUGCACCCCCCAGUGGAAGCAUGUUCCCUCCACAGCUCUCCCCUCAGCACAUAGCCAUGCUCAGUGGCAUUCACCCACAGAUGCAGCAGUUUCAGCUGGCGUGUCAGCUGCUCUUGCAGCAGCAGCAACAGCAGCAGCAGCAGCAACAUUUCCUGUCUCAAAGGAAGUUCCCUCCACCUCUGCGUCAACAACAUGACCCACAGCAGUUGGCCCGAAUCAUGGCUAUCCUUCAGCAGCAGAGACAGCAGCAGGGUGUAGGGGGUGCUAAACUCUCCCCUUCCCACCUCGGAGGUCCUGCGCCCAAGCAGCCUGAUGGGCCCCUUCUCCACCCAGCAAUGGGAGGGUCUUUGGCUGAUCUGCACCCUAAAACCCCCACUGCCUUCACUGCAGGCUUUGGCUCAGGGGUGGAGCUAGAGUCAGUGAUGGGUGGGUCUGUAGGUGGUCUGAAGGAAGCAGGUGGUUCACAGUCACGCUUUAAAUGGAUGAUGGAGGCUGGACACCCCCUAGCCCCUUCCCCCCCAGAUCCCAUGCUGCACAAGAACGGUCUCAUGCCUGGGCCCAUGAAGCUGCGGGGCGACUCCCCAUAUUCUCAGUAUGAUCUGUUGGGGACAGAGAAUCUGGGUAUGGCUCAAAGUCUGACUGACAGUUGGCAUAGAACGCCUGGGGGCAAACUGGGCACUACACCUGGCACCCCCACCUGGCCACCAGAGUUCCAGCCAGGUGUGCCUUGGAAGGGCGUUCAGAGCCCCGACCCUGACCCUGACCCCGACCCAUACAUGACCCCCAGCGGCAUGCUGGCAUCACCCGCUCUCAGUGAUACUGACCACCAGCUACUGCAGGACAACACAGAGUCAAACCCCACCCUGAACACCUUACUGCCUUCACCUGGUGCCUGGCCCUACAGUGCCUCAGAGAACCCCCUUACCACACACAACUCGGCUAAAUUCUCGGAGUUCAAGUCCAGCUGGCCCCCUGAGCCAACUGGACACAGCAAGUCAUGGAGGACCAAUCGAAACAGCUCCCACCUGCCACGCCCCCCUCCAGGUCUGACCAAUCAGAAGCAGCCGUCCUCGUCCCCAUGGUCAGGGGCAGGGCCUCGAAUGCCAAGAGGGUGGGGCACAGGGGGACGGAGCCAGGACUCACCUUUUGAAACUGCAUGGAGUGGUGGUUCAUCUGCAGGAAGCUCCUGGCUACUACUGAGCAACCUCACCCCCCAGAUUGACGGCUCCACUCUGAGGACAAUUUGUCUUCAGCACGGUCCAUUGAUGACCUUUCACCUUGGCCUGACUCAGGGCAGUGCUCUGAUUCGCUACUGCAGCCCACACGAGGCAGCCAAGGCCCAGACUGCACUGCACAUGUGUGUCCUGGGGAACACCACUAUCCUGGCUGAGUUUGUGAGUGAGGAGGAAGUUGCGCGUUACUUUACACAUUCCCAGAGCUCCGGGGUGGCGGGGUCACCUGAAGGUUCGACUGCCUCUGAGCCAGCCGUGCGAGAGGGAGAGAGAGAGAGGGAGCGGAGUGCAGUAGGAGCAGGAGCAGGAGGAGUAGUGGGAGAUGCAGGUGGAGGCGAGGCUGCAGCACCCUGGCAGGGCCUUGACGUUUCAGGCCCUUUGACGGGCAGCCCAGCCAUGGAAGGACCCGGACUGGCCCUCUUUAGCCAGUGGAGCAGCAGUGGGGCAGAGGGGCAGGGGGGUGGAGUCUGGGGGGGAGUAACCCCCGGUUAUCAUGGCAGCAGUCUUUGGGGUGCUCCUCAGAUGGAGGACAGCCCAUCAGGCCUGUUGCCAGGCGACCUGUUAGGAGGCGGUGCCGACCCUCUGUGAUUGACACGGAAUGUUGAGAAUUGACCUUAAAACACUGGUACAUGGACUCAACACACACACAGACACACACACUAGACCAUGGACACCUACAAAACUGAAGACACUUAACAUGCAUAUUUAGAACAGACAGGCAGACACACACAGCCACACAUAUUUAAAGCCAGACAUUUCCAGAUUAACACUGGGCGUAGUCAAAUACACUAUUGUUCAGAAGUUUGGAAUCGCUGUUCAAAAGUUUGAAAUCAAUGUUUUUUUAAUAAUAUAAAACCAGUUCGGUUGCAGAAAAGUAUAUAAUUAUUAUAAUAUGUUACUCCCGUGCCCCUGAGGAUUUCAUGUCUGAUAGUCCAAUAAUCAUAUUGGCAGAUACUUGCUUUAAAAUAAUCAGCAUUGGACAGAUGUUUGGAUUCGACCUAUAUUGUAAACCGGUAUUUCAGUAGCAUAUUUAUUGUAUUCUGGAGGAGUACAGUGUUUAGGUGACCCCAGGUUACAGAGCCAGAGUGUUUGCAUUUUAUUCAUGUUAUUCAUUCUCUGUAAUGCUAAUCCAGGUAGAUGUAUUUCUGAUUUCUGCAUUUUAUAAAUGUUUAUGUAGGCAAAUAUGUACAUGAAAAGUAUGCAAUAUCAGCAUAGGCCCAUAGGCAUGGUGCAUUGCUAGUUUCAAAUAAUUAGUAAGAUACUAGAAUGCAUAAAAUAAAAGUGAAGAAAUGUAAGAUAUGUCAGGAUGAUGGACAGAGCUCUAGAAGAUUCUGAAAGGACUGUAUAACAUUGAUAAUGAAGUUUUAAUAAUAUUAAUAUCCAGAAUUCAUCAUAUUUAAUAAUGAUAUCCCAUCUCUGAACAAAACAUCCAAACAUACCUCUUGCCGAAUAGUUUGUAAUAUUUAAAUCCAUGUUGUAUAAGUUAUUGUUAUAUAGUACUGUGUAAAAGUCAGAGAUCGCCUUCAUUUAAUUCCCAGUCAAAACAGCCAUUUAGUACAAGUUAUUCAUUUUUCACAGCAUCAGGAGAAAAAGCAGAAAAAAAAUACAGCUUUCAAUCUUUUUGGGAGAUUUUUAGUCUUUCAAAGUGAUCAAAGAGAUAUUUUUCCACACAUCCAAAGUUCAGUCUUAGUAGUUGGUUGCAUUUUCUAUUUCUCACAAGCCAAGUAAUCUCAGACACAUUCAGUGAUGUUAAGGUCUGGACUCUGGAGCAGCCUGUCCAAUGCUUUGAGAACAUCAGCAGCUUCUUUGUUUGAUUUGUACAUUUUCUUCUUUCUUGUCUGUUUCCUUUUUUUCAGUAACGUUUUAUUGACAGCAACACAGUCUUUUAUACGGAAGUCCGGAGAGGUCAUGAGCCGUUGCUAUAAUUUUCCGGAUUGUUAUCUUGAGAUAACAAAAAAAGUAACUUAUUUCAAGAUAACAAAAUCGUUAUCUUGAGAAAAAAAGUUAAUUAUCUCAAAAUAACAACCCAGAAAAAUUAUAACUAUCUCAUGGCCUCUCUGGACGUCCUUACUUUUAGGAUCAUUCAUCCUUUAAGUUGUCUUCUCAAAGUGGAAGGAUGAACAGGAACACCUGUGCAUUUUUUCAGAUUUGAAGCAAGAGUGGACCUCAUUUCUCUCCGGUCUCUUACUGAAGAAAGCUUUAAGUACUGUUUAUCUGAUGAGGACAGUUUUGGUGGUCUAAAAGGUCCCAUUUUCUCUAUAUCUGUUACAUUUUUUAAACUCUAAUUUUGCAAGUGGUUUACUUUGUAUAUAGACUUUAGACAUUUCUUUUGAAAAGUGAAUAACUUGCACUUAAUGGCUCUUUUAAUUGGAAACAUAAUAAAUGAAGGAUGGAUUUAACACAGUACUGUAUUUAACAUAACAAAAAAUAUCAAUAUGGCGAGUGGCUCCAGACUUUUGAACGGUAGUGUACACAAAAGGAAAUUAGCCUGCACAUGCUCUCUCACACACACAUACACAGUGGCAGCAGUAGGGAAAUGCUUACAGACAUUCUAUUAGCCAGGUUUAAGCUAUAGUGGGUUUGAAUGCAGGGAGUGUUUGGCCUCCUUUCAUGGCGAAACGAUUUCAUACUGCUGCACUCGUUUACUGGACAUCAGGCGCAAGUCCAGGGUUCCACUUCAUUUCACCUUUUGCUUCACAAACACAUGCACACACUUUAAUCCGCCUGACCGAUAGUGUUGUGACAGUGAUGCUUGCAUUGCGAUUUGUUUUGCAUGAGUAUAUAGCAAAGGGCAAUCUGUAUGUCUACCCAUUAAGGAUACUCAAACACAGACACACACACACAGACACACACAUACAAACGCACUGAUGCAAGCACACCUCCUGAAGUGAGACUUUUUGUUGUCAUUUAUGUGUGUGUGUAUGUGUGUGUGUGUGUGUGUGUGUGUGUGUGUGUGUAUGUGUGUGAGGAGUUGAGUUUAAUAGACCUUCCACUGUCCUCUUUUUUAGGCUUCCUGUGUCACCUCCACUAUGGGCUGAAUGUUGUUCUUUUAUGUACGCGUUUGUGACGGACAUGUACAGUCUCUUGUUUAAGACACAGUGUGAAUGAGUGAGAGUGAGAAGGGCUGAGUCUAAUGCGCAUGUGUGCACUUUACUGUUUUUGCUAUAGUGUGUGUGCGUGUGUGUGCGCGCGAGUGGCUGCUUUUGUUUAUUGUGUACUCUACACUGUGCUGGUACUCUGGCAUUAGCGGGUUUCUGCGACGUAUGUGGUUUUUUUUUAGUAUAUACACUCAUGUAGCCUUUUUUAUCGGCUGAACUGCAAUAAUGAUUCUAAAGAGCAUUUUUAAGACACGAGCGUGUGAAGGCCAAAACUGAUCUGUCCCCAGCAGCCAGGAGGUUUACACACACCGCUAAAAAGAGAUAUUGUAUGUUUCAUGUUUGUGCUGUUGUUUUUUUCUGUUUUUGUUUUAAUUUAAGACAGACUUUUAACACUCCUUUUCAGUGUUUCCUUUUUGGAGAUUUUACAGAGGACAAAAGAAGAGUUAUUUAAAUGAAAGAAAAAAAGAGAGUUCUAUAAUAAAGAUGAAGAGAUUGGCUUGGA
This is a messenger RNA of Colossoma macropomum (tambaqui), 8360 nucleotides long. RefSeq names its product trinucleotide repeat-containing gene 6B protein (gene tnrc6bb.1). Gene Ontology annotation, cellular component: P-body; nucleoplasm. Gene Ontology annotation, biological process: positive regulation of nuclear-transcribed mRNA poly(A) tail shortening; miRNA-mediated post-transcriptional gene silencing. Bases 312 to 5348 code for a protein of 1678 amino acids. The record is from RefSeq and is a predicted model, not a curated record. Gene Ontology annotation, molecular function: nucleic acid binding. The transcript has 22 exons. Lineage: Eukaryota; Metazoa; Chordata; Actinopteri; Characiformes; Serrasalmidae.